Messenger RNA from Aspergillus chevalieri, 4551 nucleotides. RefSeq lists its product as uncharacterized. Gene Ontology annotation, biological process: deadenylation-independent decapping of nuclear-transcribed mRNA. The record is from RefSeq and is a predicted model, not a curated record. Gene Ontology annotation, cellular component: P-body. Bases 1 to 4551 code for a protein of 1516 amino acids. The transcript is spliced from 2 exons. Lineage: Eukaryota; Fungi; Ascomycota; Eurotiomycetes; Eurotiales; Aspergillaceae. Gene Ontology annotation, molecular function: protein binding.
AUGUCCACCCCGAAUGAUCUCCAGGCUCUCCUGGCGAGUAUCAGGCCGCGUCCGUCGCCAAACAGCUCGGCCGAUCAGGAUGCUCCUACCGCGUCCUACCCCCCGCAAUAUCCAUUUCAUCUUCAGCAGCAACAGCAGCAGCCGCCUUACGAUGGACAGGCUUUCCCUUAUCAUAUGCGUCAGCAAGCGGCUGGUGGCUAUCGUCACCCGUCUGUCACGUCUAUCCAUAGUCCAUCGCCUUUGAGUAACACGCCGCCGCAUCGCGGCUCGGACGUUCUUAGUCCCAAUGUGCCUACUCCUCAAGAACACCCCCAGCCUCAGCAUCCCGAUCGUGCGGUGAAUCUGUUGAGCCUGCUCAAGUCAAAUUCGGGUGUGCCUGCUGCUCCUGCGGCUGCUUCUGUCCAGCAAACCCAGUCGCCAUCGCCUGCGUUGUUGUCGCCCCAGGGCCAGGAAACUGGUUUCGGCGACGGAGCUGCCAAACCUUCCCACGCGAGGGAAAUCUCUGCGUCGGAUUUGGUUGCUUCGCUUUUUGGUGGUGGCAGACAGGGCCCUGCUGGUGUUGCUGCUCCGGCUGCGGCGCAACCCGUCAUGCAGCAGCCUGGAUCGAGUGAAGGUGCAGCGGAGAGUUCCUCGUCCGCUGCCCCGAACCCCGAGAAGGAAAUGCUGCUUCGUUUGCUCAACCGUUCCAAGCCGGACGUGAACGAAGGACCGGCGAGAUCGACGUCUCAGUCUCCGGCUUCCGUCUCGCCUGCGAAGUCGCCCAACCCUGAGCAACCACUCAUGAGCGGUGCCCGCCCGGUGGAGGAGGUUUUGUCUGGGAAACCGGACACCGUUCCUUUCCCGCAGCAGGCACCCAAGGUCGCUACACCCAAGGACUCCCUGUUCACCUAUGUGAACCCCUUUGAGCAAUUGGCAGCGGCGUCUCCGCGUAACCGGACCCCGCAUCCCAAGUCUCGCAGCGCCAGCCCGGCCGUGGAAUUCUUGAAGAACCGGAAGCCGAACUUUGCUGCGAGAGUGGAGCCUCCCGUGGACCUUCCCAACCCGGUAGAAACUCCCCAGUCCGAUGAACGCGCCGAGUCCCCAAUUCUUGCGGAAGAACAGAAGGAGGCGAUCUCCCAGGUGGUUGGCAAGAUGGUGGAUGAGAUUGGUCGCGAAAUUGAUGGUUUCAAGUCCGUUGAGGAGAAGAAAACCUCAGCGCCUCCGGUUACCGUUGCCCAACAAGAAAGCACCCAGGAGGUGCUCUCUUCCAUUGCUACCAAUCCUCGAGAAACUGCUGCCGAGGCAAAGCAGGAGGCGGUCGAUGAAACAGCAAAGGAACCCGUCAAGGAGAUCGUUACUACUACCACGACCACCGCUACGCCAGCUGCGAAGGGAACGACGGAGAAUAAGGAGGUUAAUGACACGCUUCCGGAUAACUGGGAGUCUAGUGCCGAGGACGGUGUCGUGAAGGAGGAAGAGCGUGUGGUCCAAGUCCACAACUUCCCCCUCAAACCCUUCAUUUCGAUCGUCGUGAAGGCAUACACUGGAAAGCUUGCAACCCUUCGCGAUGACGGUAUCAUGGACAUUGCUCGGUUGAAGAAGGAGUUUGACCAGCUUGACCGCUCGUUGACUUCGGCUUCUUCCGACUACAUCGUCUAUGCAUUGGCAAAGAAUGGUGGAAUGAGAAUCAUUCGCCAGGAUGACGGCAGCGACAAGCAGGUGUUUCGCUCCACUCGCGAUCGUGUGUUCAACGUCGCAUUGUCCGCUUCCCAGAGCGUCGGUGGUACCUCGGAAGAGCAGGCGAUUCUGGGCAUCGGCGUCAGUGGAACCGUCUAUUGGGCGUUGAUCUCUCGUCCUGAGAAGGACUUGUUUGAGCUGGAUGCAUUAGAGAGUGAGAGUCUUGUCUUCCCUCCGUUCCCUGCCUCGGACGAGAACACUUCUGGCGGCCAGCUGAAAACGCGGGCCAAACGAAGCUCUCGUCACCCCGGUUUCUUCGCAAUCGGCCGAGGCAAGAACAUCUACGUGAUAUCGCCCCAUGCUGCGAUGGACCCUACCUACGGUAUAACGGGUUCCCAGCGUACCGUUAACACUGAAAAGUUCUUCAAGGAACGUGCCCUCAAGAUCUCGACCGGGAAGGCUGGCAAGGACUUCAUGUUCAGUGAUGAUGACACAGUCAUCGCUUCCCUCGACAAAACUGGCCGACUCCGCUUCUGGGACAUCCGGGACGUGAUCAACAACCCAGAUUUCUUCACUGGUGGUCCUACUCCAGCUGAAGUUCGUGUUCCGUUGAGCACCUUCGUUACCGGCUCUCCUACCGAGAAAUCAUGGCCGACUUCCGUCUUAUUCGUUGACAAACUGCGCCCCUACGUGAAGUCCAUUGCGCUCCGUUACGCUCUGGUCGGGUUGAAGCAGAACCACACCUUGCAGCUCUGGGAUAUUGGGGUUGGCAGGGCUGUGCAGGAGUUGAAGUUCCCGCAUGAGAACGAGUCGGACGCCAUCUGCAGCGUCGCAUACCACCCCAGUUCUGGAAUCAUCGUCGUUGGACACCCUACUCGCAAUUCGAUUUACUUCAUUCAUCUAUCUGCGCCGCGAUACGCGUUGCAGCCCAUGUCGCAGGCGUCUUACAUCAAGCGGGCGAGUGAGAGGGACAGCAGCCUGCCUAAGCCCGACUCGACUGCAUGCAUGAGUGGAAUUCGCGAGAUUUCGUUUGCCUCUAAAGGUCAGCUACGCAGUCUCGAUCUUCUUCCCAUGAACAAGAAUGCUGCCGAUGAUAGCGCCCUAUUCGAGCUCUACGUUAUGCAUUCGCGCGGUGUGACAUGCUUGAACAUUAAGAAGGAGGACCUGGGAUGGGGCCCUGACAACAAGAUUGUGCACCCUGUCAACGCACUUGCGGAGGGCUUUAUUGAGACCCACCCUCUGGAGACCUUCCCCAUCUCUGUUACGGAUGAGCCUUCGGUCAAUGGCGACUCUACGUCUACACCUACGAAGGUGGCGCCAAAGGAGAUCGUUAAGAAGACUCCUGAGGCUGCUGCUGAGGGACCAUCGCGCGUCCAGUCGCCAACCAAGCCAGCGUUGAAGAAGAAGACACCGGAGGAGCCAGUUGAGCCAGCGGUCUCUACGACGACCAACGGCGCCGAAAAGCCAGAAAAGAAGAAAAAGAAGAAGACCGCCGUGACAACUGCGGCCACCGGUGAAGGAACAGCGAGAGUGAAGGAUGCCGCCACAGUUCCAUUCACUGAAGGUGCGCCCACCGAGACGCGCACUGUUCCGUCCGGACAAGAACCCCCGCCAUCUUACUCCGCAACCACCUUACCUUCUCUUGGAGCUUCUGGUGUUAGUGGCUCUACCGAUUUUUGGAAUAAAAACAUGGAAAUGCUGCAGAGCGGCGUGUCCAGCGUGUUCAACCAGAGCCUCGGUCGCGAGAUCGAAGGACUCUACUCUCGUUUCGACGAGGAGCGAAAGAAGUGGGACGCCGCAUCUGCUGCCAAACAGGACCAGGUCUUGCGUCUGGUCUCCAGCACCCUCUCUGACAACGUGGAGAAGAAUUUGGCUCGUAUCGUUUCCAACAGCAUUCAGACUGAGGUGGUUCCUGCUCUCACUGAUGUCACUUCUGCUGCCGUUGGCAAGCAGUUGAACGAGAUUGUGGCCCAGCAACUGGGAGGCGUGGUUCCUCGAGUGGUGCGCCAGGCCCUGCCUGAAGCGGUCAGUCGUGCUGUGCAGCAGCCUGAUGUGAUGAAAGUUUUGUCGGAUACUGUGACACAAAAGCUGGGGUCUCAAGUUGAAAACGAGGUGUCCAAGGCCUUGAAUAACACGAUCAGUCCCGCAGUUAAGAACAUUACUCUGCGCGCUGCGGAGAAGAUCGGAACAGACAUGGAGAAACAGGUGCAGGCACAGAUGAAACAGUACGAGAUCCAGCGCCACAACGACUCCGCCAAGAUAGACCAGUUGACAUCCCUCGUUCGCGGCUUGUCUGACACGGUCGCUGCGAUGGCUGCGACGCAGACAGGCUUCCAGAACGAGGUUCUUCGCCUUAAUCACGUCUUCAACACCCGCCCUAACGGAGAAUCUUCUGGCCCUCACAGCGCUCGGCCGUCGUUGACCAACAUUCCUGCUAUUCCUACUCCUGUCGCCCCCGCUGUCCCUGUUGAGACCUCGGAGGACAUGGAGUUGGCCGAGGUUGCUCAGUUGAUGAGCCAGGGACGGUUCGAGGAGGGUUCCGUCAAGUGGCUCCAAUCUAGCCAGCAGGCCGAUCUGUUCGACAACCUAUUUGUGCGCCUCAACCCCUCUUACCUGACUGGCCUCUCGCCGAUCGUGGCUUUGUCGGUUGGUGUUGCUGUGACCUCGUCGCUGGAGACCAACGUGAUGGAGCGUCUGUCAUGGUUGGACGUUGUUCUUCACACUGUUGACUUGAGGGAUGCCGACAUUCGCGAAGUCGCUCCCAAGAUUAUGGACAUUUUGACCCAGCGUCUGGAAAGCUUGUACAUGAACGUUGCUCAGACUAACCCGCACGAUCCCGUCAUUCGCCGUAUCGCGCCGCUUUCGCGCCGUGCCCGAGAGCUGCGUGUUUUUUGA